UUGAAAUACGACGGCUCCUUCCUUGAUUUUUUCACGACAUCAUCAUUCUCUGGCUCUAAUAUUGAAAAGGCGCAUUGGUACUCGACCCUCCACAUCUCGUCGGUAGUUUUCUCGCACGCACCCUUCUUCAACAAGCGCGCCAACAUCACCAUGGCCGACGCCGACGUCCAGAAAGCACAGGAGGUUGAACCUCCAAAGGAGGAAGCUGCUCCAGCACUUCCCGACUAUGUCCUCGAUCCCAAUGCGGUCAUGAACGAUGUCCAAGCCGAAUGGCGCUAUGGGCGACCACCAGACUACACCAAGACGAGGAAAGUCUGGUCAGACACUAAACGCAUGAACCACGAGCAUGGCAGUCUCGAAUUCCUGGUCGAGAACCUGGUCAAGAAUUGGGAGAUCGAAGCGUCGUUCAAGCCCGCCCUGAAAGACUGGCGCACAGUCGAUCAUGACAACUACAGCUUUGCCAUCAAUGGCGGGCCCCCGCAAGAUGCUAACCAUAUGCUCGAUGUGGGCACAUACAAUGCCAUCAUCGCUCCAAAUGAGUACUAUGACCCGACACACAGUGAUUUUGCCAGUAGUCACAAAACAUUCAAGCGCAUGAUGCCCACUUUUGCGUGGGAGGUUCUGGAAGUCUACUCGGGGCCUCCUCGUGUCGCGUUUCGAUGGCGGCAUUGGGGAGUGAUGAAGAACGAUUACGUGGGAUUCAAUGCCAAGGGGGAAAAGGUCACAGCCAAGGCUCACGGUGACACGAUCGACAUCGAAGGCGUCACAGUCGCCCUCGUGGAUGAUAAGCUCCGCGUGCAGAAGUUGGAGACUUGGUUCGAUCCGCUGAUCAUGUUCCGGCAAAUCGCCCCCAAUGGCGUCGUGAACAAA
This is a messenger RNA of Eremomyces bilateralis CBS 781.70, 870 nucleotides long. RefSeq lists its product as uncharacterized. The transcript is spliced from 3 exons. The annotation marks the transcript as partial. The record is from RefSeq and is a predicted model, not a curated record. NCBI's taxonomy places the organism in Eukaryota, Fungi, Ascomycota, Dothideomycetes, Eremomycetales, Eremomycetaceae.